Messenger RNA from Salarias fasciatus (jewelled blenny), 7950 nucleotides. It is a transcript of the gene atrx, whose product is annotated as ATRX chromatin remodeler. Gene Ontology annotation, molecular function: ATP binding; chromatin DNA binding. Lineage: Eukaryota; Metazoa; Chordata; Actinopteri; Blenniiformes; Blenniidae. The record is from RefSeq and is a predicted model, not a curated record. Gene Ontology annotation, cellular component: nucleus; pericentric heterochromatin. Gene Ontology annotation, biological process: chromatin remodeling; replication fork processing. The transcript is spliced from 34 exons. The coding region runs from base 211 to 6468 and encodes 2085 amino acids.
UAGUGCGCCAUUUUACUGCGUCCACCGCCAUCCGGCAAGAUGGUCCCCUCGCUUUGUCUGCCCUGACCGGAGUUGUUUCGGGAUUCAGAGCUUCUUCCUACACCCCGUGCCAUCGACACAUCUGCGCCUCCGUUCGACCCGGGCCGUCCGCACCCCAAACGAAACGCGCCUCCAUCAGUUAAGCGAUGACGACGGCUGGCAGCAGGUAAAAUGAGUCUGGCUUCUUCUGAAUCUCAUCUGGAUCAAAUGGCAGAUAAAGAAGAGGAGCCUGGCAGCUCUACAGACACCAUGAAGCCGUCCUCGUCCCGCAGCAAGAGGAAGUCCUCCGCAGUAGCUAAGCACACUGAAGUUAACGAAUCGGAGUCCUCAGCUGAAAGUGACAAUGAAGGUGCCACUUCUGACAAUCCGUCCGAUGGGAACACGGGCACCAAUUCCAAAGGCACUUUAGUGAUGAGGCCAGCUGGGAAUGAAAACAAAGGUGCCAUGAAGCUCAGAGUGGAUUUCAAACAGAAGAAAUCAGAUGAUACCCUGCAAAAGAAGGUAAACUGCACUGCCUGCGGGAAACAAGUCAACCAGUUUAACCGCAACUCGGUGUGUGAGCACCCUGCACUCAAAGUGCUUAUCUGCAAGUCGUGCUACAACUUCUACACGAGUGAUGAUAUCAGCAGAGACUCUGAUGGGAUGGACGAGCAAUGCAGGUGGUGUGCUGAAGGUGGCAAACUCAUCUGCUGCGACUACUGCAACAACGCCUUCUGCAAGAAGUGCAUUCUGCGCAACCUGGGUCGAAAGGAGCUGUCGGUCAUCACAGACGAGAACUCCAAGUGGCACUGCUACGUCUGCCGGUCAGAACCUCUCCAGGACCUGGUCUCCAAAUGCCAUAGCAUCAUGGAAAAGCAAGAACUGAAGCAGCCGAAAACAGAGGAGCGAGACCGCAAGAGGCACAAGCUUAAAGCAGCCAAAGAGCACAAAGCAGUCGUCAAUGGGAAAGAACACACUGAAGGCUCGGGGACCAUGACGUUUUCCUACAAAAAGCUGCAAGUACCCAAAGAACUUAUUAAAAAAACAAAAAAACUUGUGGAGACGACAACCGGUUUAAACACCACGUUCAUUCAGUUCAUCCAACAGUCAGUCGAAGAACAGGGAGAUAAGUCUAUCAGGUAUCGACAUUUGAAAGCCUUCAGGGCUGUGCUCUCUGACUUGAAAAAAGCCCACAGUGCUUUGGAAGAAGCAUUGGAACCUGAGUUUAAAAGCAUGGAGUUGCAAAACGGCAACGAAGUGCAGCACGUUGUGAAAAAGACUGCUAAUUUUGUGGCUACUGCAGAAAAUGAUCACACUGACGAUGUGGCGGGUGACGGGCCUGAUGUGGCUCAAGUGGCGGAGCAGGAUCUGAAUGAAGAUCAGGACAUGGACGAUGACCAGGACAUGGACAACGAGCAGGAGGAUGAUCAAGACAUGGACAACGAGCAAGACGAUGACCAGGACAUGGACAGUGAAAACCGUGGUGAGCCGGAGAAGGACAGUCGUGGUGAGCAGGAUACAGGCCAACUGCAGCACCCCGAGGCGGACGCACAGGAGCAGUGCUUUGAAGCAGACGUCCACAACAAGCAGCCUGAGGAGCAGGAUGCCAACACGGACCAAGCAUCAAAUGAGACCGAAACGAAAGACCACCAAACAGAAACCGAUUUAACCAAAAAUGUAAUUAAAACUGAAGUUUGUGACGACGAGCUGGUGUCGUCCACUGAAAUGUCGCUAGAUCACGACAUCAUGUCCGUGCCUCCUUCGGUUCCCGAGGAGCUUUUCCAGAUGGUGGAGAGCCUUGCGGACUCCUCCAUGCUCUCACAGACCGACACCAAUGCGGCUGCGGACAGUGACGCCAAGUCCAGCGAAGGCCGCGCGGACUCCCAGCGUUCUCAGCCCAAAGUGAAGAACCUCAUAGUCAAACUGACUCCCGUGCCAGUUGUGAAAACAUGUGGGUCACGUUCAUCCAAGUCUAAAAGCAAGGAAACGGACGCGGGGACGGCGAAAAAGGGCAAGAACGAACCUGACGGGGAAGAGGAGGAGAACAAGGCUGCUUCUGGUGCCGUCGACGGUACAGAGAGUCCACCACCCAGUCGCCGCUCCAGCAGAGUGAAAACUACUCCUCUGAGGAAACAGGCCGAGAACAAUGACAAGAAGGAAUCCUCCGAGUCAGAUUCAGAGGAGGAGAGUAAGAACAAGGUCAAAUCGUCCUCCAAAACCAGAGACUCUCGGAGGAAGGAUGCGGCAAAGGCGAAGUCUGAGGACAAGGUGGUGGACUCCGAUUCAGAUGAAGUUCCACAGGCGCUGCUGGAGAAAGCCGCAGCAGGCCAGAGCUCAGAGGAGGAGCAGGAGGAAAGCACGUCAAAGAGGGGCUCGCUCAAACACAAAGCAUCGGAACAGGACUCAGAAAAAUCGUCCAAGCGCAAAAGGAAGCCUGAAAACUCAGAUUCAGACCAAGACGGCAAAAGCAAGAAGGUGUCCAAGAAGAAGAAGCAGAAAGAGUCGGGCUCCUCGGACUCGGACUCCGACCAGGAGAAGGAAACAAAGGGCAAGGUGCGAACGUCAAAGAGGAGGUCUAAUCGUGUGAAGAAACAAGAGGGAACGAAGGAGCGGGACAAAGCCUCACCUGAGAGGAGGGGCGAUCGCAAGAGGUCCUAUGAAAAGAAGCGGAAGGGAAGGAGCCCCAGAGGAGCCUCCAAGCUGCAGUCUUCCUCCAGUGACGACGAAGCGGAGGAGGAGGAGGGGGGGCAGCAGGCUGAAGGAGACUCUGGAGAGGACAGCGACGUGCAGAAGAUCAAACCCAUCGUGGACGGUAACGUGGCCGGAGGCAGUGCACCCUUUCAUCAGUCCUCAGGAGAUGAGGUGGACAACAAAGACGGCGGCGCUGGGGGUUGUGAUGAUGACGAUGAUCCUGAAAACAGGAUUGCUAAAAAAAUGCUUCUCGCCCAAAUAAAAUCCAACUAUUCGUCUGGAGCAGAAAGCUCCUCUGAUGAUGAAGCAGCAGAUAAAGAGGAGAAGUCAUCAAAGAAAGCUAAAAAAGAAGAAGAUGAUGAAGAAGAUGAACAGCAAGAUGACGACUCGCAAGACUCUGGUUCGGAUGUUGAAGUGAAAAAGAGCGGCAGACGCCACAAACUGCUCCGUCACAAGCUGUCACUGAGUGAGGGAGAAUCAGGAGACGAGAAAUCCUCCACAAAGAAGAGCAAGAAAGAAAAGAAGAAGUCGGGACGCAAAGUAGGCAGCGACGACUCUGCCGACUCCGACUUUGAAAAGUCAGCGAGCAGCCAAGAGUCGGAGGCAAUGAGUGAAGAAGUUAGUGAGUCAGAGGACGACGGCAAACGCCGAAAGACCCGUUCCUCAAAGAAGAAGGAUGACGAAAAACAGAGAAGCUACAAACAGAAGAAGAAGCGACGCAGGAUCAAAGUUCAGGAUUCCUCUUCCAGCAAUGAGAAGAGUGGGGAGGAAGAUGGCGAGGAUGGCGACCAAGAUGGAGAGGGUCGCAAAGGCCGGAAGAAGAUCCGCAAAAUCCUGAAGGACGACAAACUGCGGACGGAGACGAGAGACGCUCUGAAAGAAGAGGAGGAGAGGAGGAAGCGCAUCGCCGAGAGAGAAGCACUCAGGGAGAAACUACGAGAGGUGAUCGUGGUGAAUGAGUCUUCCCAGGUGACCUGUCCCAUCACCACCAAGCUGGUUCUGGAUGAAGACGAAGAGACCAAGGAGCCUCUGGUGCAGGUGCACAGGAACCUCGUCACAAAACUCAAGCCUCACCAGGUUGACGGGGUGCAGUUUAUGUGGGACUGCUGCUGUGAAUCGGUGAAAAAGAUUCAAAAGUCCGCUGGGUCUGGAUGCAUCCUUGCCCACUGUAUGGGUCUGGGGAAAACUCUGCAGGUGGUGGCAUUCCUUCACACGUUGCUGCUCUGCGAGAAGCUGGACUUCAGCACAGCCCUCGUGGUCUGUCCCCUCAACACCGUCCUCAACUGGCUCAACGAGUUCGAGAAGUGGCAGGAGGGGAUGGAAGAUGACGAGAGCCUGGAGGUGACUGAGCUGGCCACAGUGAAGAGGGCACAGGACCGAGCGUACGCUCUCCAGCGGUGGCAAGAGGACGGCGGGGUGAUGAUCAUCGGCUACGAAAUGUAUCGGAACCUGACGACAGGCCGGAACAUCAAGAGCAAGAAGCUGAAAGAGACGUUCCAGAAGACGCUGGUAAAUCCAGGUCCAGACUUGGUGAUUUGUGACGAAGGUCACAUCCUGAAGAACGAGGCGUCCGCUGUGUCCAAAGCGAUGAACGCCAUCAGGACGCGGCGGAGGGUCGUACUGACCGGAACUCCUCUGCAAAACAACCUUGUUGAAUACCACUGCAUGGUCAACUUCAUCAAAGAAAACCUGCUCGGGUCGGUGAAGGAGUUCAGGAACCGUUUUAUUAACCCCAUUCAGAACGGCCAGUGCGCCGACUCCACUCUCCACGACGUGCGGAUCAUGAAGAAGAGGGCUCACAUCCUCUAUGAGAUGCUGGCCGGCUGCGUCCAGAGAAAAGAUUACACAGCACUCACCAAGUUCCUGCCUCCCAAACAUGAGUACGUUUUAUCAAUCCGAGUGACUCCGAUUCAGUGUCUCCUGUACAGAUACUACCUGGAGCACUUCACAGGUGUGGGGAACGCUAUGGAAGGGGGCCGGGGUCGCUCCGGGACGAAACUCUUCCAGGAUUUCCAGGUGCUCAGCAGAAUCUGGACCCAUCCCUGGUGCCUUCAGCUGGACUACAUCAGCAAAGAAAACAGGGGUUUCUUUGAUGAGGACAGUAUGGACGAGUUCAUCGCUUCAGAAACAGAAGAAUCCUCUAUGAGUGUGACCUCUGAAGACGAGAAAGCGAAGAAGAAAAAGAAAGGAAAGGGGAAACGGCGGGGAUCUGAGGACUCGGACAGUGACGAGGUGGAGGUUAUCAAGGAGUGGAACACGAGCUCUCGAGGUCGGAACGGAGAGGGCCGAAGCAGACCGGAGCCUGUCGAAGAACCUCGGACCACCAGCCCCAGCGGGGGCCCCACUGCCGACUGGCACAAGGAGUUUGUCACCGAGGCCGACGCCGAGGUCCUGGAGCAUUCUGGGAAGAUGACCAUCCUCUUUGAGAUCCUGCGCAUGGCGGAGGAAGUGGAUGAUAAAGUUUUGGUGUUCAGCCAGUCCCUCAUCUCUCUGGACCUGAUCGAAGAUUUUCUGGAGCUGUCCUGCAGAGCUAAGGAUGAAGAUAAAGUCUCUCCAUACAAAGGUGAAGGCAAGUGGUUUAGAAACAUUGACUACUACCGUCUGGACGGCUCCACCAACGCCACCACCAGGAAGAAGUGGGCCGAGGAGUUCAACGACACCAGUAACGUGAGAGGCCGCUUGUUCCUCAUCUCGACGCGAGCGGGCUCUCUCGGCAUCAACCUGGUGGCCGCCAACAGGGUCAUUAUCUUUGACGCCUCCUGGAAUCCGUCCUACGACAUCCAGAGUAUCUUCAGAGUGUACCGUUUUGGUCAGAUUAAGACGGUCUAUGUCUACAGGUUCCUGGCCCAGGGCACUAUGGAGGAGAAGAUCUACGACCGGCAGGUCACCAAGCAGUCUCUGUCGUAUCGGGUGGUGGACCAGCAGCAGAUUGAGAGGCACUUUACCAUGAACGAGCUGGCCGAACUCUACACCUUCGAGCCGGACCUGCUGGACGACCCCUCAGGGAAGAAGAGCAAGAAGGCCACGCCCAUGCUCCCCAAGGAUCCCAUCCUGGCCGAGCUGCUACAAAACAAUAAGGACCAGAUCGCGUGUUACCACGAGCACGACUCCCUGCUGGACCACAAAGAGGAGGAAGCGCUGAGCGAGGAGGAUCGCAAGGCUGCAUGGGCCGAGUACGAAGCAGAGAAGAAGGGUCUGUCCAUGAGGACCAACUACCAGAUGCCCUACGCUCAGAUGGACAUGGGCACCUCCAACUACUUCUCAUACAACGUGGCGGCUUUGGCCUCCAUGAGUAACCAGCAGCUGGAGGACCUGAUAAACCAGGGACGACAGAAAGUCAUCGAAGCAACAAACGCUCUAAAAACUUUGGGACGGGAGUCACUCGAAGACACGAUCGCCUCAGUGUGGAAGGAGAACCCGGCACUCACAGAGAACCAGGUCCAGGCGAUGGCCCUGGGACGGCAGGCCAGCCUGGAGCUGGAGCUCAAACGCAGAGAAGCGGUUUACAGAGACGUUCUCACCAGGCAGCAGACGCUGAUGAUGUUCGUGCAGAAGCUGAUCACGAACAGGAAGGUGCAGGAGCAGCAGCUGGCCAUGGCCAACCAAGCCACCUACCUGAACCAGCUGGCCAUGCAGAACGGCAUGAUGGGAGGCGGCGGGCUCAGCCAGAUGGACCUGCUGGGCCUCUACCAGCAGCUCCACGGCCAGGGCUCCCAUCAGGGCAUGGGCAAGAACCCCGGCCCCUCCAAGGGCCACUAAGUGGGACGGAGCCCCUGCCGCUCCCCGCUCGGCCGGCCGGCUCCCGCCGGCCCGGAUCUCCGGAAGAAAGCCGCACUGUGAGACUGCUCAGCGCUCGCAAACACACACACACACACACACACACACACACACACACACACACACACACACACACACCAGUGCGCCAAGCAGAGUAGUUUUCAGACCAGGCUGCUGUCGUCUGGGGCCUCAGGUGGGAGAGGCUCCCACUCUGUAAUCCACUGACAGACGAUGGGAUUCGAUGUAUAAACGACGGUGUGAGAAGUCUGUUAGGAAAUUCAGCAGAAGAAGAAAAAAAAAGUAAUGUAUAUAUCGCCUUAAUGUUAUUCAAUUCUAUAUCUUCAUUUUUCAUGUAUUUAAGGACAAACAGUUCCCUCCGAUGCUCUAAGCAUUGGAUUUGUUUUCCCCUUAAACAAAGGUUUCCUUAUUAUUUAAACUCACUUAGUUUUUUUAUACUGUUUUAAAAGCCUAACGACACCUGAGUGGGACCAGUAUCAUUGGUGACAGGACUUUAUGAUGUAAAGCUCUUUGUGGUUAUUAGCCCCAGUAGACUCCUCCACCAUUAUCUAGCAAAGCAGUCGGUGCUGCAGUGUCCUGCUCUUUUUUUUUUUUUUUUUUUGGAAACUAAUAAGUCGAAACAAAAAAAAUCUAUAAAAAAAAGAAGAAAAAAAACCAACAAAAAAUGGCCUUAUAUUCAUUUCCUAAAAAAAAAAAAAAGAAAAAAGAAAGCUCUGUAAAGAUUUGAGAUUAUGUUGAGGAUCUUUUUUAUUAUACUUUUAAGUGUUUACAUUAGUUGUUGCUGAACAUGGUAAUGGAAUGCUUGUGUUGUUCAAAACUGCCUGCCGGUUCCUAAAGGCCCUCCUGUAACAUGGCUCUCAUUGUCACGUGUUGUCUAGCAUAGCACUGUGCGUCCUGUCCAUCGUUUCUUUGUGUUCGUCCCCGGCCCGGGGGAAUUCCUCGGCCUCGCAGAGCGGCCCGCGCAAGUCCGGGUCGGAGUCACGGGGGUCAAAAAAAAAAAAAAAAAAAACCUGAUCCCGGACCCGGCGAUGCACAGUUGUAGAGGGAGUUGACGGGUGGCGAGCACGUGCGUGCGGCGUCCUGCCCCCCCCCCCCCCCCUCCUCGACACUGUAGUUACAUCAGGCAGCCCCCCCCCUCCUCCUCCAGACUACUUCUACUCUACUUUGGCACAUUCUUGCUUCUCGAUGCUUUGCUGUCAGACGUGAGGAGCAGUUCUUUCUCACGCGGAGACGUCCUCGGUCUCCGCUCGACUCCUGUUUGCACAAGGUUUAUUUCAUAAAUGUAGGUUUUUUUUGUUCGUUCGGUUUGUUUGUUUGUUUUUUUUUUUUUUUUUGCUCUCCUCUAAUGUUAUUAGCAAAUACCCCAACACAUGAUUUGCCAUGAAUCUGAUCUGCUAUUAUCUUGAUAAGUAUUUAAUAGAACAUUUAAUAAAGUGACCAAAAGGA